Messenger RNA from Rosa chinensis, 923 nucleotides. RefSeq lists its product as uncharacterized. The coding region runs from base 106 to 903 and encodes 265 amino acids. NCBI's taxonomy places the organism in Eukaryota, Viridiplantae, Streptophyta, Magnoliopsida, Rosales, Rosaceae. The record is from RefSeq and is a predicted model, not a curated record. The transcript is spliced from 2 exons.
AAGUGAGUUAAGCACUCUUCUCAUUGGGAGUUCACUUGAGCAUUCUGCAGAAUAUCUUCCAUUCCCACGUACCAGUUUUCAUCCUAGUUGCCUUAGUUCAAGAGAAUGGAUCCUCAAGAAAUGUCACUAUCGCCUCCUGCUACCGACUCAUCAUCAUCAACCUUUCUCCAACCUCCCGGAGUUGCUGCGGCGGCUCAACAAACUUCUACCCUUAUGCCAAUCCAAUUGACCAAGGAAAAUUAUUUACUGUGGAAAUCAUUGUUCAUUCCCGUUCUGAGGGCCUCUGACAUGUUAAAUCUCGCAGAAGGAAGAGAGAAGUGUCCACCACAAUUUUUGACUGAAGAGAAAGAAAAAGAAGGCGAAAACCCAGCUUAUACCAAUUGGAUCAAGAGGGACCAAAGAUUUCUGACUUGGAUCAAUUCAAGUUUAUCUGUGAGCCUACUCAGAUACACAGUGGAAAUCACGAGUGGACGAGCUCUGUGGUUACACUUGGAAAAGCUGCUCGCUGAAAAUGCAACAACUCAUCUACUUCAGCUCAAGGAUCGUCUAAAAAACCUGGACAAGCGUCACUUGACGGCGAAGGAAUACCUAGAAAGAGCUAAACAAAUCGCCGAUGACCUAGAAGCAGCAGGGUCGCCUGUUGAUGAUUCUGAAUUUGUUUCUUGCGUCCUAAAAGGACUUCCGAAUUUAUAUGACGGCUUUGUUGCCUCCAUCAGGGAUCGACCUGAGCCCGUAACUCGAGAACAAUUGCAGGACUCACUUCUAAGAUAUACACCUCCUACUAUUGUCUUUAUGCUCAGGUUUUUUAUAUUUGGCUGUUUGGCGCUGAUCUCGUUCCUUUUUUUUGAGAUAUUCUCAGCAGUUAGUGAUGAUUAUUCUCAAAAUAGAAGAAACGAUCAUUGAUGAUUAAUCAUGUUUUUCAA